This is a messenger RNA of Lonchura striata (white-rumped munia), 4124 nucleotides long. It is a transcript of the gene TBC1D31, whose product is annotated as TBC1 domain family member 31. Gene Ontology annotation, biological process: cilium assembly. The record is from RefSeq and is a predicted model, not a curated record. Gene Ontology annotation, molecular function: protein binding. Gene Ontology annotation, cellular component: ciliary basal body. Lineage: Eukaryota; Metazoa; Chordata; Aves; Passeriformes; Estrildidae.
UAUGUGUCUCAGAGAACUAUCAGCAUCUCAUGCAACCAUGGUCAGAGCAUUCUGAGUAGCAUAUUCUGUGCCUCAGAGAGCUAUCAGCAUCUCAUGCAACCAUGGUCAGAGCAUUCUGCAAGUGCUCUGCAGUCUUUAAUCAGCCUGCCAAUAUCUGGCACACUUUUGGUGUUUAGUUUAACUGUGAAUUCACAUCCAAGUGAUAAUACAAAAUGAUUGGGCUGUUCAGUGGUAGGCAAUAAAUCCAGGAAUAGUAGAUCUUCCAAAUCUCGAUGUCCUGCUUCCUGGAAAAACCUUCCUCUUACAGCUCAUUUCUGCAUCUGGCUCUGUUUGUGUGGACAGUACCUUAUAAGGAUAGAAGUGGAAAACUAGAAAGUUCUGUUCUGUAAUAGCACAGAUGAAUAGUAAUAAAAAAGGCUUUAUUCAUAGAAUUGUAGAAUGGUUUGGAGUGGAAAGGGCCUCAAAGGUCAUCUAGUUGCAAGCCCCCUGCCAUGGACACCUUCCACUGGACCAGGCUGCUCAGAACACCAUCCAGCCUGGCCUUGAGCACUUCAAAGGAUGGAGUAUCCAGAACUUCUCUAGGGAGCCUGAUUAUCUCACCCUCACAGUAAACAAUUUUUUCCUAAUGUCUAAUGUAAAAUGUAAACCUACUCUCUUGCAGUUUGAAGCCAUUCAUCCUUGUCAUGCCAUUCCAGGCCUUUGUAAAAAGUCUCCACCUUUCUUGUAGGCUCCUUUCAGGUACUGGAAGGCCACAAUUAGGUCACCUCAGAGCCUUCUCUUUUCCAGGCUAAACAAUCCAAAUACUUUCUAAGACUGUGAAAAGAAGUGAUAUUAAAACUGAUUUUCCCCAUAUCUAAACAGACUGGUUUCUUACAGUACUGCACAGCUUCUCAGUUUUCUAGAACGUUUCUUUGCAGUGGUAAUGAUGAGCCAGGUUCCUUCCUGAGGGUUGAAUUGGGCUUUCAGAUACAUCAGUGUUAUUCAUUAAUGAUGGAAAUUGGGCAAUCAGAAACCACGUGAAAGGAUUGUGAAUGGUGAAUUUCCCCCAUCUGCUUUACAUAUCUCCUACCCACCUUCCAGCCCAGUGAAUUACUUCCUUUGUAGCAUACUUUUCAUAUAGAAACACAUGGGUUUCAUGGGAGAUCUUUCAUAGAACAUGGAAAAUCGGAAUUGUAAAAUCCUAAGAUAGGAUUAAAAUGUUUCUAUGUCUUGCAGAUAUAAAUGGUAAUAAAAUUAUUCUAAGCAUGGUUGUUUUGCUGGUUGUUUUUCUUUACAGAGUUAUAGUGAACAUAAUUCACAGUGUCCAGGGGUACCAUUCAAAGACAAUACAUUUUCUGAAUGUGGCUUUUGACAGUUCUGGGGAUUCUCUCCUCGCUGGAGACCGCCAAGGGAAUAUAUAUGUUUUUGACUUGAAUGGGAACAGGUUCAACCUUGUUCAGAGAACAAUGCAGGCUUGCACUGCUUUGGCCUUUAAUCUUCGCAGAAAGACAGAGUUCCUUGUGGCUUUGGCAGAUUAUUCCAUUAAGUGCUUUGAUACAGAAACGCAGGAGCUAGUUAGUUGGAUGAGAGGCCAUGAAUCUUCUGUGUCUUCCAUCUCUGUCCAUGAGUCAGGCAAGUUUGCCAUCACUACUUCCACUGAUACAGCUCAACUGUGGGACUUGGACACCUUUCAAAGAAUAAGAAAGCUGAAUGUUCGUCAGUCUGUGGGUAUACAAAAGGUCCUUGGAGUGUUGAGUCAAGAUAAUAUUAUGAGAUUUAUCAAUAUAGAAACAUGCAAACUUCUUUUUGACAUUGGGAGUCCUGAAGAGGGAAUUAGUACAGCAGUGAUUAGCCCGACUGGACGGUAUAUUGCCUCAGUAAUGGAAAAUGGAAGCCUUAACUUAUACAGUGUCCAAGCUUUGACUCAAGAAGGAAAUAAGCCUCCACCAUUCAUGUUCAAAGUUGUAGAAGAUGGACCCAAGUACACCUCAGAGGCAAAUAAACUGAUCACAAAAGUGACUUCAGGAAGGUCAAAGGAGCCAUGGAAAUCCAAACAAAGCAAAAUUCAAAGCAGAUUACUAAAACUGCAAGCAAAUACAUCACUUGAAAAUAAAGAGAAUGAAUUGCCAGGUGGAUUAAACAAGAAACGUCUGCAGGCCUUAUUGAAAGAAUUUGGAGAAUAUCCAGCUAAGUACAGGAUGUUUGUUUGGCGUUCCUUAUUACAACUUCCUGAAAACCACUUGGCAUUCAGUAGCCUGAUAGAUAGAGGUAUCCACAGUGCAUUCGUAAAUAUUCAGAAAGAGUAUCCUAUCAAAAGUGGGAAACUGCUGAGAGUUCUACAGAGGACAUUGUCAGCUCUAGCUCACUGGUCUGCUAUCUUUGCUGAGACACCUUACAUGCCUUUGCUAGCAUUCCCAUUUGUAAAAUUAUUCCAGAACAACCAACUGAUCUGUUUUGAAGUUGUUGCUACAGUAGUAGUUAAUUUUUGUCAACACUGGUUUGAGUACUUUCCCAAUCCUCCAUUUAAUGUCCUUGGUAUGGUGGAAAACGUUUUGGCACAUCAUGACAAAGAACUACUUCAGCAUUUAAUAAAAUACAAUGUGACUUCACAGGUUUAUGCUUGGCCUCUCCUAGAAACACUAUUAUCUGAGGUUCUAACAAGAGAAGAAUGGCUGAAAACCUUUGACAAUAUUUUCUCCAACCAUCCUUCAUACUUUCUAAUGGUUGUCGUUGCCUAUGUUAUAUGUUCCAGAGCUCCCUUGCUCCACUGUAAUCAAGCAGCAGAUUUUGAGUAUUUCUUUCAUCAUCGUAACAACGUGGACAUUAAUGUUGUGGUUAAGGAAGCCUAUCAUCUUAUGGAAGCUACACCACUGGAUAUCCAUCCACAGCAUAUGCUUGAUGACUUCACACCACUUACGAAAGGACAGUACCCUGUGUUUAAUAAAUAUCCCGUGUUCAUUGUGAAUGAUCAAGCUCAGAAAUGGGAGAAGAUCAGACAGGAUGAAAUUGAAUACCUGCGAGAGAGACAAUUAGCACAUGAAUCAGAAGCCAAAGCACAGGAACAGAAAGCAGAAGAUGAAGCCUGUUAUCGAAAGCAGAAAUUACUUCGAGAAGCUGAAGAACAGAGGCGAAAAAUCCUAUUGGAAGAAGAGAAGUUGGCAGAACAGAGCCAGAGGCUUGCUGUUGUGAAAAGAGAACUGAAAGCAAAGGAACUGCAGCUUUUAGAUGCUUCAAGAAGGUGUUUUCUGAACUACCAGCAAGAUCAGCUUCAAAUGGAACUAAAACGUCUUGAUGAUGAAAUUGCAAGAAAGGUGGCUGAAGAAAAUUUAGCCAAAGCUGAGCAGAAGCGCACUGACAGCGACUGGAGGCUGCAACGGCAGCAGAGACUCAGGCGUGAUGACCAGGAGCAGGAGAAGCGCUACAGGGAGAUUGUCGAGCUCCUGCAUGACAACAGGGUGAAAGAAGCUGAACUGCUGAAGGCAAUGAGGGAGACAGAAGAAAAAAAGCAGGAAGAUGUUGUACAGAAUAAAGCUCAGCUGGAGGAAGAGCAGAAGGUGGCUGCUGCUGUAGAUGGGCACAGGAAGCAGUUCUUAGAUGACAAAAGGAAUGAUGAGUUAGAAUUGGCUGAGAAGCUGCAAAGGGAGGAUGGCCAUUUUGAGGGACUGCACAAUUUAAAGGCCAGGUGUCCUGAAAGAGGGGUAGAAGUCCACCAGGUGCCAAGGCCUGAAAACAUCUGUCUCAAUGAUUUGUCUACAUUAGCAUCAUCACCACACAACAGAAGACGAGCAGAACUGGCGCGCCAGGAGUGGGAGCUGAUGGCAGAAGUCCGGCAGCUCAGACGAAGGCUCGCCUCACGGGCCAAAGCCAGGCACCCUCCAGCUCAUUUCCCAGCUACAACGUGGUCAUCUUGAGAAGAUUUGCUCUGGACCUUAGCUGCACUUUCAAAUUAUUAAUCAGUGAAAAGCUAAAUAUGUAUAGUGUGAUUCAGGAUGGAUCAUAGACUUAUUAAAGUCUUUUGGAGAUAUUUUUAUAUAAGAAUAAAAUCCUAGAAAAUAUAUCCUAGCUAGAAUAUGUCUUUUUUUUUGUAGCCUUCUUGUUAUUUUUUACUUCUAAAAUAAACUCAUUUUUCACCAUUAAGUUACUAA